ACAGAAGACCUUUGCUCCGGUGCUGUGGAUGUUAAGCCUUGUGUAUGGCGCGGUUAAAGUUACAACCUGUCACCUCAGCCUUCCUCCGGUUUGGGCUUUUUAUGUUUGUUCUAUUUUUACAUGGUCUACAAGUAGAUGCUGGCACAGGGACAGAGUCACCAAACAUAGGACAUAACACCUCGUGCUCUGAUUCUUCUGAGUGCAAGGAGGGUGUUAUCUUGCCAAUAUGGUACCCAGAAAACCCAUCCUUGGGGGACAAAAUUGCCAGAGUUAUUGUUUAUUUUGUGGCACUCAUAUAUAUGUUUCUUGGAGUUUCUAUCAUUGCCGACCGUUUCAUGGCUUCCAUAGAAGUCAUUACAUCCCAAGAGAAAGAGAUUACAGUCAGGAAACCCAACGGAGAAGCCAUCACCACCUCCAUCCGAAUAUGGAAUGAAACAGUGUCCAAUUUGACCCUCAUGGCUCUUGGUUCCUCUGCGCCGGAGAUCCUUUUGUCAUUGAUAGAGGUAUGCGGUCAUGGAUUCAUUGCUGGUGAGCUGGGCCCUUCUACCAUCGUGGGUAGUGCAGCUUUCAAUAUGUUUAUCAUCAUAGCCAUCUGUGUCUAUGUCAUUCCUGAUGGGGAGACGAGGAAGAUAAAACAUUUGAGAGUUUUCUUUGUCACGGCUGCUUGGAGCAUCUUUGCCUAUAUCUGGUUAUACAUGAUCCUUGCGGUCUUUUCUCCAGGUGUGGUUCAGGUAUGGGAAGGCUUGCUCACUCUGUUUUUCUUCCCUGUUUGUGUCAUCCUGGCUUGGAUUGCAGACAGAAGGAUGUUUCUCUAUAAAUAUAUGCACAAAAAGUACCGCACUGACAAACACAGGGGUAUUAUCAUUGAGACAGAAGGUGAUCACCCCAAAGGGAUUGAAAUGGAUGGUAAGAUGAUGAACUCCCAUUUUUUAGAUGGAAAUCUAGUGCCUAUGGAGGGGAAAGAGGUGGAUGAGUCUCGCAAAGAGAUGAUCCGGAUCCUCAAGGACCUGAAACAAAAGCACCCAGAAAAAGACUUAGAUCAGCUGGUAGAAAUGGCCAACUACUAUGCUUUAUCCCACCAGCAAAAAAGCAGAGCAUUCUAUCGGAUUCAAGCUACCAGGAUGAUGACUGGAGCAGGAAAUAUUCUCAAAAAGCAUGCAGCUGAGCAAGCCAAGAGGAGUACUAGCUUGCAUGAAGUACGGCCAGAGGAGCCAGAAGAAUUCAUCUCCAAAAUUUAUUUUGAUCCUUGCUCCUAUCAGUGUCUUGAGAACUGUGGUGCUGUCCUCCUAACUGUUGUCCGAAGAGGAGGUGAUGUCUCCAAGACAAUACAUGUGGAUUACAAAACAGAAGAUGGCUCUGCUAAUGCUGGGGCUGACUACGAAUUUACAGAAGGGACAGUUGUUUUGAAGUCUGGGGAGACCCAGAAAGAGUUUUCCAUAGGGAUCAUUGAUGAUGAUAUCUUUGAAGAGGAUGAGCACUUUUUCGUGCGUCUUAGCAACCUACGGGUGAUUGAUGCAGAGGAACCCCCUGAAGUCAACAAACUGCCAUAUCCCAAGGCCAUACUGGUCUCACCUUGUGUGGCUACUGUGACUAUCUUAGAUGAUGACCAUGCAGGCAUCUUCACCUUCGAGUGUGAUGUGAUACAUAUCAGUGAGAGCAUUGGGGUGAUGGAGGUGAAAGUUCUUAGAACAUCUGGUGCACGGGGUACAGUCAUAGUCCCCUUUAGAACAGUUGAAGGAACAGCAAAAGGAGGUGGAGAGGAUUUUGAAGACAGUUAUGGAGAACUGGAAUUCAAGAAUGAUGAAACUGUGAAGACCAUAAGGGUUAAAAUAGUAGAUGAGGAAGAAUACGAAAGGCAGGAGACUUUCUUCAUUGUCCUUGGUGAACCGAAAUGGAUGGAACGAGGAAUAUCAGCGCUUCUCUUGACUCAAGUUUCUGCGGUGCCGAUAAGUAAGAAUCAUUUUUCCUUCUACUAUGAUGACACAAGUGAGGUGGUAGAAAGAAAACUGACUAUGGAGGAAGAGGAAGCCAAACGUAUUGCAGAAAUGGGAAAGCCAAUACUGGGUGGACAUCCAAAACUGGAGGUCAUCAUUGAAGAGUCCUAUGAGUUCAAGAGUACAGUGGACAAGCUCAUCAAGAAGACAAACUUGGCGUUGGUUGUAGGAACUCAUUCAUGGAGAGACCAGUUCAUAGAAGCCAUCACCGUCAGUGCAGCAGGUGAGGAAGAGGAGGAUGAGUCUGGUGAGGAGCGCUUGCCCUCCUGCUUUGAUUAUGUCAUGCAUUUCCUGACUGUCUUCUGGAAAGUGCUCUUUGCCUGCGUGCCGCCGACAGAGUAUUGCAAUGGCUGGGCCUGCUUCAUUGUGUCCAUCCUGAUCAUUGGGAUGCUCACUGCCGUCAUUGGAGAUCUGGCCUCCCACUUUGGCUGCACAAUUGGCCUCAAGGAUUCUGUGACUGCCGUGGUCUUCGUGGCCUUUGGUACUUCAGUCCCAGAUACUUUUGCUAGCAAAGCAGCCGCUGUUCAAGACAUUCACGCAGAUGCUUCCAUUGGCAACGUCACAGGCAGCAACGCAGUCAACGUCUUCUUGGGCAUUGGACUGGCAUGGUCGGUAGCUGCCAUCUACUGGGCUUCUCAAGGAGAGGAGUUCCACGUGUCAGCUGGCACUCUUGCCUUCUCUGUGACACUGUUCACCAUUUUUGCUUUUGUCUGCAUCAGUGUGCUAUUGUACCGAAGACGGCCUCAUUUUGGAGGAGAACUAGGAGGCCCUAAAGGGUGCAGACUUGCCACAACUUUGCUUUUUGUGAGUCUGUGGCUAUUGUACAUUUUAUUUGCUACCCUGGAGGCCUAUUGUUACAUCAAGGGGUUCUAAGUCACGGAGAGCUUUCACGCCAGAAGGGAGGCCUUCUUCUCCUCUGAUACCUCAUUGAAGACCAGUCCUAAGAGUGUUGUCUAACCAGGAGUGGACACUCACUAUCAAUUUUCCAGAACUGCCCUGGUUAUAGGAUGACCAGGCUUCAAGAAGGGCAAAAUUAUCAUGAUAAAAAGUCAAGACAGAUAUUAAAAUAAAGCCAACAGCAUCAAUCAUUCAGUCAAAUCAGAAACAUCAGCAGUUCCUAAAUACCCAUUUGUUGAAUUCUGCUGUAAGACUCCAUGAUGUUCAUUCCUCCACUUUACAAAAUAUCAUAUAUUCAGAUAAUGAUCUUAUAAAGCAUUGGGGAUGGGAGUGUUUUUUUUUUAAUUUGGGGAGGGUGAAUCUUACCUGAUCUAUUUUCUGUUUUUAACACAAAGAAAGGGGCUGAAAAAAAUUACAGGUUCAACUUUCAUGCCACAUGCUGGAGCUGGAGUUGAAAAGGCUCUAUAUUUUUUACUCUAUAUGAACAUUUAAUUAUCAUUUUUCACUUUGUUUUAGAGUUAUAGUGCUAUUGUAUUUUAAGUGCAAACAUAACCCAUAUAGACAUGACACCAACACGUAUGGACACACAGAUGAAAACUACAGUUGAAAACUGGAGCAUGUAGCAAGUAAUACACCUUCCUGGGCUACCCCCCCCCCCCAAAAAAAAA
Messenger RNA from Thamnophis sirtalis, 3559 nucleotides. RefSeq names its product solute carrier family 8 member A3 (gene SLC8A3). NCBI's taxonomy places the organism in Eukaryota, Metazoa, Chordata, Lepidosauria, Squamata, Natricidae. Gene Ontology annotation, biological process: cell communication; sodium ion transmembrane transport; calcium ion import across plasma membrane. Gene Ontology annotation, cellular component: postsynapse; axon; sarcolemma. The record is from RefSeq and is a predicted model, not a curated record. Gene Ontology annotation, molecular function: calcium:sodium antiporter activity.